GAGUGCUGGUAGGAGGAGGAGUUGCGUGCAAACAGGAAGUGAGUGAUGAUUGGAGGAGGAGUUGCGUCCAAACGGGAAGUGAGUGCUGAUAGGAGGAGGAGUUGCGUCCAAACAGGAAUUGCUGCCAACUCGCUGGCCGCACACACUUCCUGCAGAUUGUCCCAACACUCCAGGAGAACACUCGCAUGUCUCCAGGAGGACUGCAGACAACAAGAUGAGGAGCGGGGACUUCAGGGAGGGAACGCCAGGCUUGCAUUUUCUCCACGACGUGAGCAGAAGGCGCCACCUGGAAGUCGGUGUGGCUUGCACUUUCCUCCACCUUGUCCAGCCUCCUUGUUGGAUGGAGUCCACUUGUUGAGGCGCUGAUGGAAGUGGCCCUCGAGGACUGGACUGACGCACUACAGCAUGAACUGGAAACUCUUGAAGACUCUGACAUGGACGCUGCUUUUUGUCUCCUAAGUUAGUAGAUAGUUUUUUCUCUGCAAGGAUGCGCUCCCCAGAACCGUCCUCCUUCCCCUUAUCAGAAGCCCUCCUUCACGGCCAGUUUGCCAGCUGGGGAGGCGGCAGCGGCAACAGCUGCCCCAACAGCCCCGGUGCCCCUGGGGGGCAGGCCCCCCCGCCCGCAGCCCCGGCCUCCAGCUACGCCCUGACCCUCACCCACGUCCACGUCCACAUCCAGCGCCUGUCGCCGCGAGCGGGCAAGGAGGCCCGCCUCCUGCUGCCCCUGGCGGAGCUGGUGGGCUGCAGCUGCCCCCGGGCCCCCGCGCCCCCUCUCCUGGUCCUCUACUGGUACCCGCCGGGGAAGAGACGCAAAGGGGUGUCGCGGCGCAGGCAGGUGAGGGCCUACCUGGCCGAGAGCCGAGCCGAAGCGGAGAGAUGGUCGGCGGCGGUGCAGUGUUUACUUGGAGGUGUGGCGGUCACUGCUGAAACAGAAUUUUCUAGAAGCCUCCUUCCACGUCCCAAGCGACUGCUGCUGCUGGUCAACCCCUUCAGCGGCAGAGGACAGGCCAUGCAGUGGUGUCAUACCCACAUCCUGCCCAUGAUCAGGGAGGCCAACAUCAGCUACAACCUGAUACAGACAGAGCGUCAGAACCAUGCUCGAGAGCUGAUCAGGGAGAUAUCUCUGCCAGAGUGGGACGGUGUGGUCAUCAUUUCUGGAGAUGGACUCCUGCACGAGGUGAUCAACGGGCUGAUGGAGCGUGCAGACUGGGAACAAGCCAUAAAAACACCUGUGGGCAUUCUUCCCUGUGGAUCUGGCAACGCACUGGCUGGUGCCAUCAACCACAAUGCGGGGUACGACAUGUGCCUGCGGGAGCCUCUGCUGCUGAACUGCUGCUUCCUGCUGUGUCGUGGCGGCGUGCGGCCCAUGGACCUGGUCUCCGUGACAACCAGCCCCUCCUCCUCCUCGCCCUCCUCCAACAACAACAACAACAGCCGGGCGGCAGCGCCCAGAAGGGUCUUCUCUUUCUUGUCCGUGGCCUGGGGCUUCGUGUCGGAUGUGGACAUUGAAAGUGAGAGGUACCGCGGCCUGGGCUCGGCUCGUUUCACUCUGGGGACCCUGGUGCGAAUCGCCUCCCUGCGCUCCUACAAGGGUCGUCUGUCCUACCUCCCCCCCGCCACCGUGGCAUCCUCGCCCGACGCCACGCCCCCGCCACCGAGGAGGCCCCUGUCCCGCAGCAUCACCGAGGGCCUGGAGGGCUUCUGCAAAACUCCCAUCCACCGCACCAGCUCCGACAUGGGCAUCAGCGAGCAGAGGAGUCUGCGGCGGGGCGAAGGAGAGCGGGAGAAGGAAGACCGGCAGCGAGAGCGAGAGCAGCGGCGGGAGCGAGCCCGGGGAGGCGGCACGGGCGUGGUGAGGGCCAGCAGCCUCAUGGAGGACCGGGAGAAGGAGACUGAGAUGGAAGAGGAGAGGCUGAGAGGGGAACGCAACAUGGCUACCGGGGACGGAGCCUUGGCACAGAUCGAAGAUGAGGAGGGAGGAGCAGGGAUGGGGGAGGGACUAGUGCCCACUGAAGAGACGGAUGGCGAGGCAGAAGGUUGCUACACCUACCAAGACGGAGCCUGUGACGCCAAGCCAACCCUCAGAAAGAACUCGGCUCCUUCGAGCCAGAUCGCCAACACACUGUUCAGUCAGCCGCUCGCACAGGAAGCAGACGCCGGCGCCUCGUAUGGGGCGGAGGACAUGGACUUGAACGGGAGCUACGCCUACCCUCUGGACGGGACCCGCGAGCGAGCCCUCACCAUCUCCUCCCCCUUCCGUCACUCCCCUUUCUCCUACAAGCCGAGAACUGUGGACCACAACAAGAACUCCUCUCGGCCACGCCCCCUGUCGCUCAUGCAGCACUCCCACUCCAACUCCCUGCCCCCGAAACUCCCUUCCCUCUCCCUCUCCCUCUCGCCCACGCCGCCGUCGUCGCCUUCCUGCGCGUCCCCGCGCUCCUCGUCCUACCUCGCCCCGCGCCCGAACACGCCGGGGUCCGCCUCGCCGUCGCCCUCGCUGCGCACGCAGUCCUCCACGUUCAACUUCGACAUGGCCGAGCCGAACGGCCCCUUCAAGAACCGUCCUUACGUGCCGCUGCCUUCCAACCUGCCCAGGGAUGAGCUGCUUCCCCCGCUCGACCAGCCCCUUCCCACACGGGACUGGGUCACCAUCGAGGGGGACUUUGUCCUGGUCCUGGCCCUCUAUCAGAGCCACCUGGGAGCCGACCUCCACGCCGCGCCCCAGGCCCGCUUUGACGACGGACUGAUCCACCUGACCUUUGUGCGGGCGGGCAUAUCCAGAGCCACCUUACUCCGACUGUUCUUCGCCAUGGAGCGAGGAACCCACCACUCUGUCAGCUCGCCGUAUGUGAGCCACAUCAGCUGUCGGGCCUUCAGGCUGCAGCCCUUGUCCACGCGAGGGACCCUGACUGUGGAUGGAGAACUGGUGCCUUACGGGCCGCUGCAGGCGCAGGUUCACCCUUCCUUGGCCCGCCUCAUCGUGGGCGACUCUGGCAUGCAGAUCACCAGGUUCUGACUGACAGCUGGGGAAGAAGGGAAGUUCUGGCUGACAGCUGGGGAAGAAUUUCUGACUGACAGCUGGGGAAGAAGGGAAGUUCUGACUGACAGUUGGGGAAGAGGGGAAGUUCUGACUGACAGCUGGGGAAGAAGGGAAGUUCUGACUGACAGCUGGGGAAGAAGGGAAGUUCUGACUGUCAGGUGGGGAAGAAGUUCUGACUGUCAGCUGGGGAAGAAGUUCUGACUGACAGCUGGGGAAGAGGAGAAGUUCUGACUUUCAGCUGGGGAAGAAGUUCUGACUGACAGCUGGGGUCGAAGUUCUGACUGACAGCUGGGGAAGAAGGGAAGUUCUGACUGUCAGGUGGGGAAGAAGUUCUGACUGACAGCUGGGGAAGAAGUUCUGACUGACAGCUGGGGAAGAAGGGAAGUUCUGACUGUCAGGUGAGUGGGAGGUACUGACUGUCAACUAGGGAAGAAGUUCUGACUGUCGGCUGGGGAAGAAGUUCUGACUGACAGCUGGGGAAGAAGGGAAGUUCUGACUGUCAGGUGAGGGGGAGGUACUGACUGUCAACUAGGGAAGAAGUUCUGACUGUCGGCUGGGGAAGAAGUUCUGACUGACAGCUGGGGAAGAAGGGAAGUUCUGACUGUCAGGUGAGGGGGAGGUACUGACUGUCAACUAGAGAAGAAGUUCUGACUGUCAGCUGAGGAAGAAGUUCUGACUGACAGCUGGGGUAGAAGUUCUGACUGACUGCUGGGGAAGAAGGGAAGUUCUGACUGUCAGGUGGGGAAGAAGUUCUGACUGACAGCUGGGGAAGAAGGGAAGUUCUGACUGACAGCUGGGGUAGAAGUUCUGACUGACAGCUGGGGAAGAAGGGAAGUUCUGACUGUCAGGUGAGGGGGAGGUACUGACUGUCAACUAGGGAAGAAGUUCUGACUGUCAGCUGGGGAAGAAGUUCUGACUGUCGGCUGGGGAAGAAGGGAGUUUAAAAAAGGGAGGUUGAAGAAGGGCGGGACUUGAGCCAGCCAGGCCUGGUCGGAGCAGGAAGUGACAAUGAUUGCGCAAGACAAGCUCUACCACACGUGACGCCAAUGAAAGGCAAGAGUGUAUGCGCUCACACUCACCUUUGACCUUUGGCUAGGACACGCCCACCUUGACCAAUCACACACUUUCACCUUCCUUCACUCUUUGCCCUUCUCCAUCCAAACAUCUUCUGCUGGCAUGGAGGUGGAACAAAAUGUCCUUUUUUUACAAAAAAAUGUGUUUUUAAAAAAUCGAUUCUUGAAAACGAUUCGAUUCAGAAUGGACUCAACUUGAUGAAAAGGGAUGGUCACGAUGUGAUGAAAGUUCCACAAGAGGAGACAGGUGAGAACUUUUAGUGAAAUUGUACUGAGAUGGCCUAAAAUGUCUUAAAAAAAAAAAAAAAGAAAGAUUCUUAUAAAAAAAAAAAAAAGAAGAUAAAAUUCUUUUGUUCAAUCGAUUUUUGCAAAUGAUGAAUGGAUUUAGAAUCAAGACGAGCAAGAAUCACAAUUUGGAUGUGAGUCGAUGUUCUUGAGAACUAUUUGAAAUGUGGACAGAACACUUUUACACUUUGCAUCAGUCCAUCUUAGGUGAGCAAAGUGUUUCUGGGUGUUGUUGAUACAUUCUUGUGCACCUCUGCAAGGUCACCAAACCAUUCAAUCUUAUUCCUGCUUGACCAUUUGAUUCAGAAUCCAUUCCCCAUUCAAACCCACUCUCACAAUAAUAAUAAUAAUAAUUACAAUGAAAUUGCAUUGAGGUGGCCUAAAAAUUGAUUUAAAAAUCAUUAUUUUU
Entelurus aequoreus (snake pipefish) is the source of this 4807-nucleotide messenger RNA. It is a transcript of the gene sphk2, whose product is annotated as sphingosine kinase 2. Gene Ontology annotation, biological process: sphinganine-1-phosphate biosynthetic process; sphingosine biosynthetic process; positive regulation of apoptotic process. Gene Ontology annotation, cellular component: intracellular membrane-bounded organelle; cytoplasm; membrane. The record is from RefSeq and is a predicted model, not a curated record. The transcript is spliced from 9 exons. The coding region runs from base 488 to 3016 and encodes 842 amino acids. Lineage: Eukaryota; Metazoa; Chordata; Actinopteri; Syngnathiformes; Syngnathidae.